AGCAGAAAAGACUGAGAGUAAUAUAAUAAAAUGACAUCACAUACCAGCAUUUGAGGACAUCAUGAAGCUCUUAUAGAAGACCCAGUGCCAUGGUGGAAGAGGAACCACUGCUACAGAUGGUGAAGAUGUCAGCGGUCACAGUAACUGAGAGUUGGGAGAAGAUGGACUUGAUGUACAUCUCCAUCGAGUGCACUAUCGCUCUGGCGUCCGUGCUUGGGAACGUGCUGGUGGUCGUGGUGGUUUGCAUGAAUCAGGGUCUUAGAGACCCGACCUUUUGUUUUAUUGUUUCUCUGGCACUGGCCGAUAUCGCAGUUGGUGUUCUCGUUAUUCCACUGGCGGUGGUCAUCAGCUUGGGUCUUAACACGCAGUUUUACACCUGCCUCUUCAUUUCCUGCCUCCUCGUCACCAUCACCCAAAGCUCCAUACUGUCCCUGCUGGCCAUCGCCAUCGACCGCUUCCUACGUGUUAAAAUCCCAACCAGGUAUAACAUCAUUGUUACACAAAGGCGGGCUUGGGUAGCUGUGGGUUUGUGCUGGCUCAUCUCAUUUCUGACCGGUUUAGUGCCGAUGGCCGGUUGGCACCAUACCCCACCCGGAAACGUCAGCACAACGUCCAUCGAAUGCCAGUUCACCAACGUCAUGCGCAUGGAUUAUAUGGUGUACUUCAACUUCUUCGUUUGGGUGGUGGCGCCCCUGAUCAUCAUGACCGGGCUGUACGCCGAGAUCUUCCGCGUGAUCUCCCGCCAGCUCAACCGUCGAGCCGAGGCUACUUCCGACUCGAGCAAGUACUACCGCAAAGAGCUCAAACUUGCCAAGUCGCUAGCACUAGUUCUGUUUCUGUUCGCGGUCUGCUGGCUGCCGCUACACAUUAUGAACUGUAUUGUGUUUUUUUGCCCAACAUGCAAAGUGCCCAAGAUUGCUUUUUAUGUAGGUAUCUUUAUGUCGCACAUCAACUCCGCACUCAACCCGCUGGUGUACGCUUUUCGCAUCCAACGCUUCCGUGAUACGCUGAUUCAAAUCGCCCAGCGAUUUGUGCUCUGUAAAACCACAUCUGCUGUCCCGGGACAGCGCGGCCCUGGUCCGAUCACAGAGAAAACCCAAAUUCAGUAGCAACUAAGACUAAUAGGAACAGAAGACUUUCGAUAUAGCCUACAAAGACUGUGACGCAAUGCGCAAUAUGGCGGAAAAAGUCCCGUCUUCUAAUUCAAAGAGCCAAUCAGCAUUUAGUAAAGACAUUGCAACUCUGCAGCUACCAUUAGGAGCUUCGGUUGCAAUAGAAACAGUUUUGAGAGGUGCACUUAGGACUGUAUAUGUGCAUCCAGACUGAAAUAUAAGCUUUUUAAUGCUAUUUGAGCAUAAGCCUCUCAGAUUUUGCUGAUUUCCCCAUUCAAGUUCCCUAUCCAGACUUGGUCAUGGAUGCCCAAAACAGCUGCCCAAAGACAUUGCAAAUAUGGAACUUUCGCCCACUGUCUGGGUUGCAUUUCUCCAUCUUACAUUCUAUUUCUGUGCUCUACAUAAUGGAAAUGGCAGUGAACUACUGUAAUUUGACAUCACCGCAGUUCAUGCACCUGAAUCAGAUCUUUAAAAGAGCAAAAAAUGCCAAAAGAGCAGUUGUCUACACUGUGUGUCUGGAAAUAUGCCAAGUUAUAAUGCCCUUCUCCAUCAUUUGAUGAAUUACCAUUGCCAGGAUGUCUCGAAAAUGUACACAAACAUCGCUUUUCCAGCGUAAUUGCGUCAAGCAAAUGGCAAGUUUUGUGAACAUUCAAUAAUAAGCCUUAUUUGCUUUGCAAGGAGGCGUGUUUGCACUGGACAAAAUGACAAUAAUUUGAAUAAAAUAUUCAAAGCAUGAUGCUAUACUGCACCAGGUUAAGUUGGAAAACGGUGAAUAAGACAUUGUUUUUUUUCGUACUGACAUAUGGAAUGUAAAAGCUGUGCAACUGUAUAGUAAAUUUACCACUGAGUUCAACUACGGACUUCAACUACUUUGCUAAAAAAAAAUGCAGCU
Labeo rohita (rohu) is the source of this 2004-nucleotide messenger RNA. Its product is annotated as adenosine receptor A1. The record is from RefSeq and is a predicted model, not a curated record. Gene Ontology annotation, molecular function: G protein-coupled adenosine receptor activity. The coding region runs from base 90 to 1109 and encodes 339 amino acids. Gene Ontology annotation, biological process: G protein-coupled adenosine receptor signaling pathway. Lineage: Eukaryota; Metazoa; Chordata; Actinopteri; Cypriniformes; Cyprinidae. The transcript is spliced from 2 exons. Gene Ontology annotation, cellular component: synapse; membrane; dendrite.